AUGGACUGGACCGUCUUCAGAACAGCUGCAGUGCUGUUCAUUUUUCUGGUGGUGAUGGAAGUUAACAGUGAAUUUCGAGUCCAGGUAAGAGAUUACAAUGCUAAAAAUGGUACCAUCAAGUGGCAUACAAUCAGAAGGCAAAAACGGGAAUGGAUCAAAUUUGCUGCAGCUUGUCGUGAAGGUGAAGACAACUCGAAAAGGAACCCAAUUGCCAAAAUUCAUUCAGACUGUGCUGCAAAUCAGCAAGUUACAUACCGGAUCUCUGGAGUAGGAAUUGAUCAGCCACCUUAUGGAAUCUUCAUCGUUAACCAAAAAACUGGUGAAAUUAAUAUCACAUCCAUAGUUGAUCGAGAGGUCACCCCUUAUUUCAUUAUCUAUUGCCGGGCUCUAAAUUCACAAGGCCAAGACUUAGAGAGGCCUCUGGAGCUCAGAGUCAGGGUUUUGGAUAUAAAUGACAACCCUCCAAUAUUUUCUAUGUCUACUUUCAUAGGACAAAUAGAAGAAAAUUCUAAUGCAAAUACCCUGGUGAUGAUACUAAACGCUACUGAUGCAGAUGAACCAAAUAAUUUGAACUCCAAAAUAGCCUUCAAGAUCAUAAGUCAGCAACCUUCUGAUUCACCAAUGUUUAUUAUCAACAGAUACACUGGAGAACUUCGAACAAUGAAUAAUUUUCUAGAUAGGGAGCAAUACAGCCAAUAUAGUCUUGCUGUAAGGGGCUCGGACAGAGAUGGCGGGGCAGAUGGCAUGUCAGCAGAGUGUGAAUGCAGCAUUAAAAUCCUGGAUGUCAAUGAUAACAUCCCAUACAUGGAACAGUCUUCAUAUUCCAUAAUUAUAGAUGAAAAUGCUCUAUAUUCAGACAUACUCCAGAUCAGAAUCAUCGAUUUGGAUGAGGAGUACUCAGCUAACUGGAUGGGAAUGAUUUUCUUUAUCUCUGGAAACGAGGGAAAUUGGUUUGAAAUAGAAAUGAAUGAAAGAACAAAUGUGGGGACUUUAAAGGUCGUGAAGGCCCUAGAUUAUGAAGCCAUGAGCAAUCUGCAACUUAGUAUUGGUGUUAGAAAUAAAGCUGAAUUUCAUCAUUCAAUUAUGUCUCAAUAUAAACUCACAGCAACUGCAAUCUCUGUGACCGUGUCAAAUGUGAUUGAAGGCCCAGUGUUCCGUCCAGGUUCAAAGACAUUUAUAGUAAAUCGUAAUAUGGGAAAAAAUUAUAGUGUGGGAGAAUUUGUAGCUAUUGAUCAGGACACAAAUCUCCCUUCAACAACUGUUAGAUAUGUCAUGGGAAAUAAUCCAGGUGGUCUGCUAGAUAUUGACUCAAGAACAGGAAUAAUUACUUUGAGAAAUAGAGUUACCAAGCAACAAUAUGAAAUGCUUAAUGGAAGAUACCAAGGAACAAUUCUAUCCAUAGAUGAUACUCUUCAAAGAACUUGUACUGGUACAAUUAAUAUUAACAUUGACGGUUACGGGGAUGAAGACCAAGUUACUACUACUGGUGGUGGUACUAACGACCGUGAUCCCAGCAUUGGCCCAGAGUUCACUACUUCUUCUCCUUAUGAAUUAACUGACAACACAGAAAAAAACCCUUUGGGGCCUGUUGGUCCAUGGCAAGGGCAAGGUAUUUCUGACAAUGUACAUUUCGGUCCUGCUGGCAUUGGACUACUCAUCAUGGGAUUCUUAGUCCUAGGAUUGGUCCCAUUUCUGUUGAUGUGCUGUGAUUGUGGAGGUGGCCCUGGUGGUGGAGCAGGAUUUGAACCUGUUCCUGAAUGUUCAGAUGGAGCAAUUCAGCCCUGGGCAUUAGAAGGACCACAGCCUGAACUCCGGGAUUUGAAUACUAUCUGUGUACCACAGAUACCACCUGAUAAUGCAAAUAUAAUUGAAUGUAUUGACAACUCAGGGGUUUACACAAAUGAGUAUUGUGGCAGAGAAAUGCAAGAUCUGGGAGGAGGAGAAAGAACAACUGGAUUUGAAUUAUCAGAGGGAGUUAAAACAUCAGGCGUACCUGAGACAUGUCAAGAAUAUUCUGGAACAUUAAGAAGAAAUUCUAUGAGGGAAUGCAGAGAAGGAGGUCUGAAUAUGAAUUUCAUGGAAAGUUACUUCUGCCAGAAAGCAUACGCUUAUGCAGAUGAAGAUGAAGGACGCCCAUCCAAUGACUGUUUGCUCAUAUAUGAUAUUGAAGGUGCAGGUUCCCCUGCUGGCUCCGUGGGUUGUUGUAGCUUCAUUGGAGAAGACUUGGAUGACAGUUUCUUGGAUACUCUGGGACCCAAAUUUAAGAUUUUGGCAGAUAUCAGCCUUGGAAAAGAAGUCGAAUCAUAUCCAUGCCCGGAUCCCUCCUGGCCACCUGAGAACACUGAACCAAUUUGCCCCCAGCAGGGAACAGAGCCCAUGUCCCCACAUUUUGGCACUACCACAGUAAUUUCUGAGAGCACCUACCCUUCAGGACCAGGUGUACAGCAUCCUGUUCCUAUCCCUGAUCCUCUGAGCUAUGGUAAUGUCACUGUGACUGAGUCUUAUACCACCUCUGGCACUCUGAAGCCCUCUGUCCACAUUCAUGAUAAUCGACACCCAUCAAAUGUGGUGGUGACAGAGAGGGUAGUUGGUCCAAUGUCCGGCACUGAUUUUCAUGGAAUGUUAGAUAUGCCUGACUUGAGAGAUGGGUCCAAUGUUAUAGUGACAGAAAGAGUAAUAGCACCUGGUUCAGGUCUACCUACCUCUCUGACCAUGACUGAUCCUAGAGAGUCAUCAAAUGUGGUAGUGACAGAAAGAGUAAUCCGACCAACCUCUGGGAUGAUGGGCAUGAAUACGCAUUCUGAGUUGUCCAAUGCACACAAUGUGAUUGUGACAGAGAGGGUGCUCUCUGGCUCUGGAGUAACUGGAUUUAGUGGCUCUGCAGGAGUAAGUGGAGGCAGUGGCACAGUCAGCAGUGGCCUGAUUGGCACCAGCCUUGGUGCUGGAGGGGGCCUUAGUGGAGGUGGGGGCUAUAGUAGCAGCAUGGGGGGGACAGCCACCAUUGGCCACAUGAGGAGUUCCUCUGACCAUCACUUCAGCCAGACCCUUGGGUCUGCCUCACCUAGCACAGCCCGAAGUCGAAUCACAAAGUACAGUACAGUGCAAUAUACCAAGUAG
Molecule: messenger RNA, 3117 nt
Organism: Talpa occidentalis (Iberian mole)
Lineage: Eukaryota; Metazoa; Chordata; Mammalia; Eulipotyphla; Talpidae
Gene: DSG1
Product: desmoglein 1
Exons: 15
Coding region: 1-3117 (1038 amino acids)
Biological process (GO): homophilic cell-cell adhesion
Cellular component (GO): plasma membrane; desmosome
Molecular function (GO): calcium ion binding; gamma-catenin binding
Source: RefSeq, a predicted model, not a curated record